GCCGGGGUCCAGCAGCCGGCGGCGCGGAACCCGGGCGGGCUCACUCCGGCCGACCAUGCCCGCCUCGCGCGUGGAGUACAUCGCGCCCUGGUGGGUGGUGUGGCUGCACAGCGUCCCGCACCUCGACCUCCGCCUGCAGCCGGUGGACAGCACCUUCCGGCCCCGCGAUGAGAGUUACCAGGAGUCGCUGCUGCUCCUGGGCCUGCUGGUCGCCGUGGGGCUAGGCCUGAACCUGGUCUUCCUGGCCGCCUACCUCAUCUGCCAGUGCUGCCGGCGGCCGGCCCAGACGCUCACCACCAAGCGGCACGAGCCCUGCAGUGUCACCUGGACAGCCGUGCUGGUCGGGCUGCUGUGCUGCACUGCCGUGGGCGUCGGUUUCUACGGAAACAGCGAGACCAACGACGGGGUGUCCCAGCUGAUCUACUCCCUGGAGAACGCCAACCACACCUUGGCCGGCAUCGACGAGCUGGUUUUCGGCGUCACAAGGGGACUGCGUGGGGACCUGGAGCGGCACCUGGCGCGGCUCAGUGAGAUCCUGGCCAGCCGCGGGGACUACCUGCAGACGCUGAGGUUCCUGCGGCAGAUGGCCACUGGCAUCGAGGCCCAGCUGGCCGUCAUCCCCGUGUGGAGGGAGGCCACCGACGCGCUGACCGAUGUGGCCCACCAGACUGACCGCGUGGAGUAUUACAGGUGGCUCUCCUACCUUCUGCUCUUCAUGCUGGACUUGGCCAUCUGCCUCCUCGCCUGCCUGGGCCUGGCCAAGCGCUCCAAGUGGCUCCUGGCCUCGAUGCUGGGUUGUGGGGUGCUGACCCUGCUCCUCUGCUGGACAUCGCUGGCUGUGGACACCGCGGCAGCAGUGGCCACCAGUGACUUGUGCGUGGCUCCCGACACCUUCAUCUUGAACAUCACCGAAGGACACCUCAGUACAGAGGUGACCCGCUACUACCUGUACUGCAGCCCCAGCUCCAGCAGCCCCUUCCAGCAGGCACUGACCAUCUUCCAGCGCUCACUGACCACCAUGCAGAACCAGGUGGCCGGCCUGCUCAAGUUCGCCCUCCCCUUCUUCCCCACAGCAGAGGACGACCUGCUGGCCAUCCAGUUCCUGCUGAACUCCACUGAGGCUAGCCUCCACCAGCUGACCGCCCUGCUGGACUGCCGCGGACUCUACAAGGACUACCAGGACGCGCUGGUGGGUGUGUGCUACGACGGCAUCGAGGGUCUGCUGUGUCUUGGCCUCUUCUCCCUGCUGGCCGCCCUGGCCUUCUCCGCCAUGACCUGCACAGGGCCCCGGGCCUGGGCCAGCUUCGCUUCCAGGGACCGUGACUAUGAUGACAUCGACGAGGACGAUCCCUUCAACCCCCAGGCCCGGCACAUGGCUGCCCACAGCCCGCCUCGGAGGCCUCUUCACAGCUUCUGCAGUUACAGCAGCGGCCUAGGCAGCCAGACCAGCCUGCAUCCCCCUACGCAGACCAUCUCCAACGCGCCCGUGUCUGAAUACAUGAACCAGGCGGCGCUCUUCGGAGGGAACCCUCGCUACGAGAACGUUCCGCUCAUCCGACGGGGCUCACCCCCUCCCACGUACUCUCCCAGCAUGCGACCUGCCUACCUGUCUGUGGCCGAGGAGCAGCACCUGCGACACUUCGGGAGCGAUUUUCCAGCCUAGCGCCCGUUGGGGCGUCGUGCCUCGCCAUCCGCCCUUCCACCACGUGCGGCUUCGGCC
This is a messenger RNA of Sorex fumeus (smoky shrew), 1720 nucleotides long. RefSeq names its product tweety family member 2 (gene TTYH2). Bases 56 to 1663 code for a protein of 535 amino acids. Gene Ontology annotation, molecular function: intracellularly calcium-gated chloride channel activity; volume-sensitive chloride channel activity. The record is from RefSeq and is a predicted model, not a curated record. Gene Ontology annotation, cellular component: plasma membrane. NCBI's taxonomy places the organism in Eukaryota, Metazoa, Chordata, Mammalia, Eulipotyphla, Soricidae. The transcript has 14 exons.